GCGUUGCGGUACCAUCAGUCUGAACAAUGAAGUGGUCGGUACCACUUCUGUUAUUGACCUUCACGGUCAUCUCGAUAUACUGCGACGAGGCUAAGCCAGAAGAUGUCCCAAGACCUGUCGGGGUAGUGUAUUUGAUCGACGUUAUUUCGAAGCCGAAUGAAGAACCCAGCACUGAAAACGGGGGCGUCAGCAACAACAUUGCUGACAGUGAAAAUAACAAACUGAAGCACAAUUUGUUGUUGGUGCAACCCAUUCCGAUUGAUGAGGCUGGUGAUGGGGUCUACUUUCGUCCGGAAGACGGAAAACCUCUCAAGGAGCCUCAGACAUUGAAGGUAUCUCCCCCAAAACAGACGCGUAGACGUAGAUCCUAUGGAGGCCACUCGAGUGGAGGUGGAACCGGUGGUUUCGGCGGCGGUGGCGGAGGAGGAUUCGGUGGUGGAAGUGGAGGUGGUUUCGGCGGAGGCUUCGGAGGUGGAAGUGGAGGUGGCGGCGGAGGCGGAGGAGGAGGUGGAUUUGGAAGCGGCGGCCUUGGAGGACUUCUUGGGGGACUUCUCGGAAAAGGAGGCGGCGGUGGAUUAGGAGUUGGAGCUGGAAUUGGAGCCGGAGGAGGCGCCGGCGGAGGCGCCGGUGGAGGCGCUGGUGGAGGCGCCGGUGGAGGCGCUGGUGGAGGCGCCGGUGGAGGCGCAGGUUUAGGCGCUGGUUUAGGCGUUGGUUUAGGCGCUGGUGGAGGCGCCGGUGGAGGCGCCGGUGGAGGCGCAGGUACCGGUGGAGGUGGAGGCACCGGUCAUGCAACUGGUAGCGUUCACGUAACUGGAGGUGGAUCAGGCGGAGGAUCAGGAGGUGGAUCAGGAGGUGGAUCAGGAGGUGGAUAUGGAGGUGGUGCAGGAAGUGGUCUCGGCGGCGGUGGUUCGUCAGACGGUGGAUCUGGAGGAAGUGGAGCCGGUCAUGCAACUGGCAGCGUAAACGUAAUAGGAGGUGGAUCAGGUGGGGGUGCAGGAGGUGGAUCAGGAAGUGGAUAUGGGGGUGGUGCAGGGGGUGGUCUCGGCGGCGGUAGUUCGUCAGGCGGUGGAUCUGGCGGUCUUGGAGGAAGUGGUGCCGGUCAUGCAACUGGCAGCGUAAACGUAAUAGGAGGUGGAUCAGGUGGGGGCGCAGGAGGAGGAUCAGGAGGUGGAUAUGGGGGUGGUUCGUUAGGCGGUGGAUCUAGUGGGGGAGGAAUUGGAGGAGGCAGUGGCGCCGGUCAUGCAACUGGCAGUGUUCACGUCAUAGAAGGUGGAACUGGUGGGGGUGCCGGAGGUGGAACAGGCGGCGGAACUGGAGGGGGUGCAGGAGGUGGUCACGGCAGCGGUGGCUCCUCAGGCGGUGGCGCUGGGUUAGGAGGUGGACUAGGAGGUGGACUCGGAGUUGGACUUGGAAGUGGAGUUGGAGGUGGUCUUGGAGGUUCUGAAGGUGCAGGACACGCAACUGGUAGUGUCCAAGUCAUAGGCGGGGGCGGAGGCGGCGGUAAAGGAGGCGGUUUCGGCGGUGGCGGAAGCUCCGGUGGAUUCGGAGGUGGCCCCGGAGGCGGAAGUGGAUUUGGAGGUGGCCCCGGAGGCGGAUUCGGAGGUGGUAAAGGAGGCGGCGGUGGUUUUGGCGGCGGCGCUGGCGGCGGAGCCGGUGGUGGUGCCGGCGGAGCCGGCGGAUUCGGUGGUGGUCCAGGAGGCGGUUUCGGCGGAGGACCAGGAGGUGGAUUUGGAGGUGGAAAAGGAGGUGGCGGUGGAUUCGGUGGCGGAGCUGGCGGAUCUGGCGGUUAUGGAGGUUCUGGAGGAGGCGGAUUAGGAGGUGGCGGAUCUGGAGGUUAUGGAGGUGGCGGCCUUGGCGGAGGAAGCGGUCUUGGUGGAGGCGGAGGCCUUGGUGGAGGUGGAGGCCUUGGUGGAGGCGGAGCCGGAGGUCAUGGAGGUUCAGGAGGAUUUGGAGGUGGCGGUUCCGGAGCUGGUGGCUUUGGAGGCGGCGGUGGCGGAGGCGGAGGCCUCGGCGGCGGACUCGGCGGCGGACUCGGAGGAGGUGGCAGUGGAGGAUAUGGAGGAAGUGGCGGCCACGGAGGAAGUGGUGGUGGAUGUUGCGGGGGAGGCGGAGGUGCCGGAGGCGGUGGUGGCUACUCCAAAGCUUCAGCACAUGCUUCAGCCUCAGCUGGAAGUUACGGCAAAUAGUUUCUAAGUAUAUGAUUGUAUGUAAAUUAAGAAAGAUAAACUGUGAAAUUUGUACUGAAAUUUAUAAUAAAUGUACCUUAAUUUUAAUAAAA
Messenger RNA from Aethina tumida (small hive beetle), 2278 nucleotides. RefSeq lists its product as uncharacterized. The record is from RefSeq and is a predicted model, not a curated record. Bases 27 to 2186 code for a protein of 719 amino acids. NCBI's taxonomy places the organism in Eukaryota, Metazoa, Arthropoda, Insecta, Coleoptera, Nitidulidae. The transcript is spliced from 15 exons.